Malaya genurostris is the source of this 2076-nucleotide messenger RNA. Its product is annotated as zinc finger protein 58-like. The coding region runs from base 98 to 2017 and encodes 639 amino acids. Gene Ontology annotation, cellular component: nucleus. The record is from RefSeq and is a predicted model, not a curated record. The transcript is spliced from 2 exons. Gene Ontology annotation, molecular function: zinc ion binding. Lineage: Eukaryota; Metazoa; Arthropoda; Insecta; Diptera; Culicidae.
UGUCACUAAUGAAGUAAACAUUUUAUUCUUGAAUUCGAAUAUUUGUCUCAGAGUUUACAUAUAUUCCUGCCGCUAUUUUUUCAAAUUUAUCGGAACUAUGACCAGUAGAAUCUGUCGCCUGUGUCUACGACGGACAAAAGAUGCUUUACCUCUUUUCAAAGCUCGCAUUGGAGAAAAACUGUUGACCGAAAUGGUUUGGUCCACGUUUCAAAUUGAAUUUGAUAAAAACGGACUUUACCCGAGAUAUGUUUGCGGAAAUUGUAUAAAAAAGGUCGAUUAUCUCUAUAGUUUUCAACAGGAAUUGAUUAAGUGUCAAUCGGUGCUCCUAGAAUGCAGAAGAAAAAUAUCAGCCAAGAUCUUGAAAAAAGCCGAUUUACCUUCGUAUUACAGUGAUGGAAUUCUGAAAGAGACUGACUUUCUGGAAGAAUAUGUAGUUGAAGAGUAUUCGAUGGAAGUUGAACGGUUGGAUCAGAUCGAUGAAAAUGUAGCUGCCGAAGAGCAUCCAGCUGUCACUGUGGAAGCUGCAGCGGAGGUUGAUGAACAGUUGGUCGAUAUUAAAAUCGAAACUCUUGAAACCGAGCAUAUCGAACAGAUUAUUCCAGAUCCAGAAAAACAUAAAUAUUAUAGUGAUCUUGAAGAGGAUUUCAAAGGAUUCGAAGAUCCAAUUCCUGUAAAAUUAGAAUCAGCUGAAACUUCAGUAAGUGAGCUGACACAUAGAAAGUUUAGACAACCCGUUCCAAAGUUGACCAUUGCUGAAACAAUUCCUAAUAAGUGUUACAUUUGCAACACUGUUUACGAAAGCAAAGAUCUUUUCGACAUUCAUCUGAUCAGUCAUAAAGUAAUACUGCCAUACAAAUGUGUGAAAUGUAGCACCAUUGAAAAUGUCAUAGAAAUCAAGACAUUGGUAUUACUAAACAAACACUUUGAAUCGCAUGGGUUUAGUUAUGUAUGUUCACAUUGUCCUCUGCGGUUCCGUUCGUACCCACCGCUCUAUGACCACACUCGGAACGCUCAUGCAGAAAAUAAUCAAGGAUUCACGUGUGAUAUCUGUGGACAGAUGUUUAAUGAAAUUCGUAAAUUUCAAAAACACAGGCGAGCACAUAAAGCUCAACAAAUGGAAUUGUAUAAAUGUGAAACUUGUAACAAGGCCUUUCAAACGGGUACUCAGUUACGGCGUCAUCAGCGUAUACAUUCCGACAAGCGUCCAUUUGUGUGUCCAUACUGCAAUCGUGGCUUCAAUCACGAAUCUAACUAUCAGCAGCAUAAGAUGCGACACAUUCAACAGCAGUGCGAAGAUGACACUGGACAUCCUUGCACAGUGUGCAAAACGCACUAUACUAAUCCUACCGAUUUACGCGUUCAUAUGCGAGAACAUUUCCCUAAUGAUCCGUUGUAUAUCACAAAAACUGAUAUAUUACCGAAAGAGCUAAGAGAUUCGUCUAGUUAUCCAAGACCAUGCGAGGAAGGGAACUGCAAAUAUGUGGCUCCUUCAUACCAACUAAUGUGGUCACAUUAUCGAAAUCACUAUAAAAUGUAUCAAUGCCAAGAGUGCGGUCAUAAAUUCGCCACAGCUACAAUUCUCAAGAGGCACAUUGAGGUGAUACAUCAGAAGAUUCGUAAAUACAAGUGUGAAUAUUGCGAAAAAGCUUUUGGUUAUCAGCAUAAAUAUAAGGAGCAUAUGCACAUGCAUCGCGGGAUUAAGGCAUAUAAAUGUCGCUAUUGUAAUAAAACUUUCACUCACUCUUCCAAUGUGUUGGUACAUGAACGCAUUCACACCAAUACCAAACCGUACAAAUGUCCGAUUUGUGGAUCAUGCUACGUUACGACAUCGGCACUCAAAAAGCACCAGAAAACGCAUCGAUCGAAUGUGUUGGUUGAGGAAAUAAGUACAAAGAAAAUUGAUAAUGCUGAUCGGUAUGAGGACUCUGAAAUUUACUUCGAAAUCGAAUGUGAAGAACAGGAUAUCGCUGGCGAAGAGGAAGUAGUAGUAUUUGAUGUUUCAGAGUCGACGAUAUAGCAUGUCUAAUGAUUUUUUUUUUGCAUUUGAGAGAAGAAUAAAACAUUGAUAUGAAACGA